AUGCGCCGCAGACUUUUCUCUGAGUCUGAGCUGGAUAAGGAGUAUUUCAAAGAAAAAAUAGAGCAACAGAAAGUUGAAAAUAUAACAAUUGACAUUCUUUAUCAUUCCCGCACGGUCACUCUAUUAGCCAUAAUAUGGAUACUUCUUUUAUACUUCGCUUAUGCGCGUUCAAACAGAGAUACGGUAGACAACCUCUACCAUGGAUCUAUAGGUGUAGCGGUGGUUUUCCUGACAGUAUCAACUAUGAUUAUGCCCAACGGUAAGCUUGUUUAUCCAUAA
Messenger RNA from Protopolystoma xenopodis, 279 nucleotides. NCBI's taxonomy places the organism in Eukaryota, Metazoa, Platyhelminthes, Monogenea, Polystomatidea, Polystomatidae. The record is from the annotation of a GenBank genome assembly.